AUGACAACCAUGACAACCAACCCCAAACCCUCCAUCCUCUACGCUACAAGCCAAUGGGAAAAAUUCCAACAAAACUUCACAAUAAUCCCCCACACCUCCCGGUCCAAAGCCGAAUUCAUCCACGCCCUCCAACCAGGCGGUCCCUACUCCACCAUAAACGGCACACUGCGUCCCGCGAUCUCAAAACCACAAACCGACCUCCCGCUCCUAGACAAAGAACUCAUCUCCCCACCUCCCCACGUCCUGCGAGAUCAUCGCGUCCGUCAACCACGGCUACGAUGGCAUUGA
Blastomyces gilchristii SLH14081 is the source of this 288-nucleotide messenger RNA. RefSeq lists its product as uncharacterized. The transcript has a single exon. The record is from RefSeq and is a predicted model, not a curated record. Lineage: Eukaryota; Fungi; Ascomycota; Eurotiomycetes; Onygenales; Ajellomycetaceae. Bases 1 to 288 code for a protein of 95 amino acids.